Messenger RNA from Lotus japonicus, 1031 nucleotides. RefSeq lists its product as uncharacterized. The record is from RefSeq and is a predicted model, not a curated record. The transcript is spliced from 3 exons. Bases 469 to 882 code for a protein of 137 amino acids. NCBI's taxonomy places the organism in Eukaryota, Viridiplantae, Streptophyta, Magnoliopsida, Fabales, Fabaceae.
UCUCCUCUUUCAAAGGAUUCCUGAGUUCUUCUUCUUCUGGAGAGAGACCUAUGGAGAGGUCUGCCAUCACCAGUCCAUUGAUAGCGAAUAUCGUUGUCGUUUGCUGCGUCGUGAAGAACGAGAUUCGUUGUUUGCCGACUACACAGUCUCUAGAUAUAACCAUCUUGCUCUCGCAUAUACUCUCUUCUCUGUUCUGCCGUCAGAUUCCGAUGACGGCAGAGUUACGGUAGUGGUGGAGUUGGCAAAAUAGAGAGAGAUUGGCGAGGCUUAUUGAAGGUUGUAAGAGAAGGUCUCGACGACGAAGUGGUCGAUGGUGGUGGUUUGGACGACGGUGACGAGAUCGAGCUCGCGGAGGUGGAAAGAUAAAGUGGUUGUUGGCCUCUGUUGUUCGCUGCAUUAGGUUUGGGUCGAGUAAGACCUCGUUUUGGACGGAGAUGAGGUGAUUGCCAGUUAACCCAUGAUUUUGAUAUGAAGAACAAGAUUUUGCUUAUACAUGUGAGAUGUGGUCUCAUGCUUGAUGCACGCAAGUUGUUUGAUGAUAUUCCUGAGAAAGGAGCAAAUCUUGAAGGGGCUAUGUGGAAAUGGAUUUCGCAGAUGCAAUUGGAUUCCUACAGGUCCAUUAGAUAUGGCGAGCAUAAUGAUAUCAGAAUCAUUGAAGAUUCAUGUUGCUUGAAGGCUAUUAUAUUUUAUAACAUUAAUAAUUCUCCUUUGAUUGUUGGAUACGACUACCAGUGGGAUUUCAAGGAGGCUGUCUCUGAUCCUAAAAAGGUUGUGGAAUGUUUGAGAAACAUCAUGGCAAAGGGAUCAUGCUCUUCUAGUUUCAUUUUGAUGCACCCAUAUUUGGAGUACUGUCUUGGCAUCCUGCCUUUCUGUGUUGAGUAAAUGGAUUAAGGAAUGCAUUUGUUGUAAUGGAUUAACUAAAUGGAAGAAGUGCAUUGUCAUUCCAUAUUUGAAAAUCUUUCUACAAUUGAUUCUAAAAUCAAAAUAUAUUAUGAGAAAAAGCUUCUGAAUGCCAGAAUUGAAUCCAAAAA